Messenger RNA from Protopolystoma xenopodis, 513 nucleotides. Lineage: Eukaryota; Metazoa; Platyhelminthes; Monogenea; Polystomatidea; Polystomatidae. The record is from the annotation of a GenBank genome assembly.
UAUGCUGAUGUGAUUCGUGGCCUCUGUUCUACAGUGGAGUCGCAAAUGGAAUUGCUGCACAUCUUCCAAUCAGUAUGGUCAAACCAAGCCCAAUUAAUUGUCAUCCUACUCGAGCGACUUAGUAAACAAGGCCUUCUCGAUCCUGAGGCAAUUGUACGUUGGGCUUACUCGCCUCAGAUGACGGAACCGCUAACCGGCUCUGCCUCAAUUACCUCUACUGUCUCAGCAUCUAGUUUGGAUGCCGCCUGCGCCAUUGGCUCGCAGACUUCGGCUUUUCGACAGGGCUAUGGUUGCCUAGAUGAAAGAGCUGGGGGCUCGGCAGCAGAUGGUGCUGAAGGGAUCACAGGAUCUGAUGGAGGCAAGGGCGUUGGCAAGAACGUUGUUGGGGAAUCAGGAUCGAUCAGGUCGACAAGCAAGACCCUGGCCUCGAUGCCAGCGUCGGCUAGCGGCAACAUCGUAGAUCCACCAGAUGCAUAUACGAAAGCACAUGCAAAACCAAGGAUUCUUGAGUGA